CCCUCUGGAGUUUGGCCCUCCCGCGCCAAAACUGAAAACCAGGCUUGAAGAUGGCACAACAAAACUUCCCAAAAUGUCACACAGUUACUCCAAAGUUGAUCAGCUGUUGACAUCGCUGCUUGCUGUUGCCCCUGCAGAGGUUAUCUAAUGCAUCACAUCCUGCAACCUGGAAGAUUUUUACUCAGAAAUACGUGCCACACAGUGUGGUCCAAGCAUUACGUUAGUGUUGCCAAGAUGAUGCGUGCAGUGUGUGUUGAUGUACCCGGAGGACCGGAGAAUUUGCUGCUGCAGUCUGUUCCCAGACCUAAUCCCAAAGCAGGAGAAGUCCUGAUUAAAGUUCAUGCAGCUGCCCUCAACAGAGCAGACCUGUUACAGAGACGAGGGCUGUACCCUCCUCCUGCCGGCGAGAGUGACAUCAUAGGCCUGGAGGUAGCUGGUACUAUCCACACCUUGGGUCCAGGGGUGAAAAAGCAAUGGAAACCAGAUGACCGGGUCAUGGCUUUGCUGUGUGGAGGAGGAUAUGCAGAAUAUGUUUCUGUGCCCGAGGAGCUUCUCAUGCCCGUUCCCUCUAAUCUCACAAUGUGUCAGGCUGCUGCAAUCCCAGAGGCCUGGCUCACUGCUUUCCAAUUGCUGGAUUUUGUUGCUCAGAUGAAGGAGGGUGAGGUGGUGCUGGUUCACGCUGGAGGCAGCGGAGUCGGAACAGCGGCUGUUCAGCUAGUUCGUCUGUUUCGGGGUGUGCCCGUUGUCACUGCGGGGAGCCCAGAAAAACUGAAGCUAGCUGAGAAACUGGGUGCUGUAGUUGGAUUCAACUACAAAGAGGAGAGCUUUGCACAGGGAGUGCAUGACUUCACUGGAGGCAAGGGAGCAAAUGUGAUCCUUGAUUGCAUCGGUGGGCACAACUGGGAGUCAAAUGUGAGCUCUUUGGCCAUCGAUGGCAGGUGGGUGCUGUACGGCACCAUGGGAGGGAGGGCGGUAGAGGGAGAUCUGCUGGGCAAACUGCUCUCCAAGCGAGGCCACUUACUUGCUAGUCUCCUCCGCUCUCGCAGCCUUCAGUACAAAGCUGACCUGGUGAAAGCUUUUACGGGCAGGGUGUUGCCAUAUUUCUCAGACCAGCCUGUCACCCUGAGGCCAGUGAUUGACAGCACAUUUAGCCUGGAUGACAUUGCAGAGGCUCAUAAGCACAUGGAAGCUAACAGAAACAUGGGGAAGAUUGUCAUCAGAGUGAUUCCACAGAUUGAGCAAACACAGUGAUGAAUUCAUACUGUAAUAGAAACGCACUGGCUUUGAAAUUUCCCAAAAUACUGAAACCCACUGUCAUUGUAAACUUUUCUUUUGUUAUGAAUAGUCAUAAUUUACUAAUAAUAGACCAAAUCAUUGUUUUUCAUUUUCUGUUGUAGUUUUGUUACGAUUACGUCCCGUGUUACUGUUCUUUUUCUAUCCCCUAUUCAUUGAGGUGAGUUUUCUCCUGUGGUGGUAUUACUCACAAUUUUCUACUAGCAGCAUAGAAAUGACAGAAAUAUGCAUUUCAAUGCAUGAUCAAUGUUUAUAAUAGUUAACUAAAAAGUUAAUUCAGGAAAAAAGGAAAACUAACUCACAAAACUAGAAAAACAUAGACAGUAAAUGUUAUAAGUUUUAAUCUUUGCCAGUUUAGAUACAUUUUAUUAUCACAGCCUGCCUGAUGAAAUUUUGUUGCAUUUGCUUAUUGAGACUUGGGAUGUCUACAUGAUUGUGAGUCAGCUGACAUUUGUACUGUAAAAAUACCUGUUUUGAUUUUCCUAAAUUUUGCCCCUGAUAAUAAUCCUCAGGGGUCACCACAGCAGAUCAUCUCCCUUCAUCUCACCUUAUCUAUUCUCUUCUGCCACACCAACCCUCUGCAUAUCCUCCCACAGUACAUCCACUACCUCCUCUGUGGUCUUCCACUUUUUCUCCUACCUGGAAGCUUCAUACUCAGCAUCCUUUGUCCAGAAUAAAUCCACUAUCACUCCACUGCACAUGUCCAAACCAUUUAUGUCUUGCUUGUACUGAUUUUUAUUCCUCGUUUCUCCAGGGCAUAUCGCCACCUUUCUUAACUCUUCUUCAUCUGCUCCCUACAUUCGCAAAAGAUCACAAUGUUGUUUGCAAACAUUACAUACUCCAGGAAGAUUCCUGGCUGACCUCAUCAGAUCACAGAUCCAAACUAGAAGAUGUUUCUUGAUGCAAUCCCACGCCCACUUUCAACACAUCUAUCACUACUACCUCAGUGUUAUCAUACAUUUCGUGCACCACUCUUACACACUUCUCUGCCUUGCUAUACUUCUAAUAAUAAAACGUGAUUUGAAACUGUAUUGGAAAGAAAAAAAUCGAAUAAAUAAUAAUUAAAAAAAAUAAAACUAAAUAGAAAAAUAGCAAACUAUAAUAACUGUCACAGUCUUCAAAUUUUAUGUGAGCUGGAUCUUAUAUUAAUAAAUUAAAAAAAUUCGGAAAGGAUUUAGAGACGACUUUCUAGGCGAUACUGAUUGGUUGUGUACUUGUUUAAAUAAAGUUCUUUAAAUUGCAAAAAAAAAAAAAAAAUGUUCUCAAACUUCCGGCUUCUGUGUUGCGGCUCCUUUCACAACUUCCCUCCAGGUCAUGAGGAGACACAGUUAACAUAAAAAAGGUCGUGUAACUGAGUUAUUUUAAUGAAUAAAUAUUAAAUUAGUCAACGGACAACUUUCCGACUCUAUGAUUCGACGGAAAACAGCGAAUAUCUUUAUUUAUCUG
Molecule: messenger RNA, 2739 nt
Organism: Oreochromis niloticus (Nile tilapia)
Lineage: Eukaryota; Metazoa; Chordata; Actinopteri; Cichliformes; Cichlidae
Gene: tp53i3
Product: tumor protein p53 inducible protein 3
Exons: 7
Coding region: 148-1251 (367 amino acids)
Molecular function (GO): quinone reductase (NADPH) activity; quinone binding; NADPH binding
Source: RefSeq, a predicted model, not a curated record